This is a messenger RNA of Owenia fusiformis, 1380 nucleotides long. Lineage: Eukaryota; Metazoa; Annelida; Polychaeta; Sabellida; Oweniidae. The record is from the annotation of a GenBank genome assembly.
UUAAAGGCAGGAACAGAUCUAAAGACAGUAUAUGGGUUGACAAAAUUGCAAGCAAUAUGUACAUUGGAGUUCCAAAUCAGUUCCUUAUCACUUCAAACAUAUUAUGUUCCAAAUGAUUUAGGAUAUUCUAUCAGUAUUAACUCCUUCGCCUUAUUUAUAUUAAUAUGUAUUUGUCUUAUCUAAUAUUUCCUUCUAUUAUGCCCAGGCAGGCGUUUGAAAGGAUAUAUAUUGUAAAAUUUUGAAAUGAAAUAAAUAUAUCUUAAUAAAAAAAUUAUAUCAAAUGAAGAAGUUAUUAAGAUUCAUAACACAUAAAAAUUGGGGAUUAUUAAGGAAUAAAUGUAAUAAGGAAUGAUUUAAGACCAAAAUGUUGUAUAAUUGAAACAUUUUUUCUGUAGAUCUGUUUCUCCUUUUAAAUUAACUCUCAUUUCAAUUUUUUUAAAUACUGAUAAUUAAACUAAGAUAAAUCACAACUGCCAUUAAAAUAAUUUUUGACUUGUACAUUUCCAAAUAUCUUUAUGAAUAAAGGAAAUUACAAGAAUAUUGAAUCAUAAAUGGCAGGUCAAUUUUGCUUCCAUCAUCACUGAAGAAGAAAACAGAUGUCUGUUUUUUACAACUUGAAGUAAUACAUAAACCCUCAUUUAUAUUUCAGAUCUCUUUCAAUCCUAGCCAUCUUUUUAUUGAUUUAGAUAGAUUUUUGACAAUUUAGUCCCAGCAAUCUCAUUUGCCAAUGAAGAUGCAGAGAGCCUAAUCAGCCACCAUCAAGUACAUCUCGUCAGUGUGGCCCAUGGACAGAUGGGUUAUAACUGUCCUGCUGGCACCCGCUUAUCCAAUGAGUAUCCCCGUCCCAGUGAAACAUUUGGCAAUGAAACAGGGCUCCAGAAUGAGGCAAAUUGUACAGAGUGUCCCCAUGGCUAUUACUGUGAUCAGACUGCCCAGACCGCAUACAUGUAUUCAAAGAUCUUCAAUGCAGGGCUAUUACUGUGGCAACCAACUGCCAAGUGGGGAAUGUGACGCAGGGUAUAACUGCCCCAGUAGCAUUACAACCCCUGACUUCAUCAUCUGCCCAGAGGGUCAAUACUGCACUGAAAGCACAGUAAACCAAAUCCAGUGCCCAAUUGGGACAUACAGCAAUGUAACUGGACUGAAGAAUGAUACAAAAUGUUUCCCAUGUCCUGGAAACUUUGAGACGGAGGGUUUUUUAAAACCAAGGUGUGAUCCUGGAUACUAUUGUCCAAUAGGCUACACCCAGGAUAUGAAGUGCUACCUCUGCCCCCCAACACCUUCAGGUGAUUUUGCUGCAGGCAAUUUGUGUAAUUCUGGAGUCGAUUGGGAGUUUCUACAUGGUAUCAAUCAGUCAGUUCCUUUAAACAACAGUUACAU